Molecule: messenger RNA, 6145 nt
Organism: Populus nigra (black poplar)
Lineage: Eukaryota; Viridiplantae; Streptophyta; Magnoliopsida; Malpighiales; Salicaceae
Product: eukaryotic translation initiation factor 4G-like
Exons: 10
Coding region: 179-5875 (1898 amino acids)
Cellular component (GO): eukaryotic translation initiation factor 4F complex
Molecular function (GO): translation initiation factor activity; protein binding; mRNA binding
Source: RefSeq, a predicted model, not a curated record
CUCAUAACAUAUUUUGCUUCUCUUAAUGUUAUUCUUUUUUUUCCCCCUACUUCUCUCCUGUCGCCCGUCAUGAGCGUCCAGUAAAACCCUAAUUUCUCUGUUUCUCAAUCUCUCCCUCCCCCACUCUCCUUCUCUUCUUCCUCACAACAUCAGAGAAAUUAUUGAAAAAGAAGAAUAUAUGUCCUACAAUCAAUCAAGGAGUGGCAGCGAUAAGAGCGAGUUACAGUAUAGGAAAUCAGGGCGAUCCAUCAGCUCUAAUCAGCUACGGACUUCCUCUCAAUCUUACGGUAAGGGCGGUGGUGGCGGCGGCGGCGGCCCCCCAGUCCCUUCACCGUCUUCUUCUUCUCUUUCCUCCAAUCGCAGUUUCAAUAAGAAGUCUAGUUAUGUUCCACAAGGAGGAGGGCAAUCUAGUAGGGUAAAUGUGGCACCUGUUGUGAAUUCUUCCGAUUCCGGUAAUAACGCUGCUUCUACAAUCCGUAAUGUACAGAAUGGUGCCGCGGCGCAACCCCCAUUACAUGGAACAUCUGAUGCUCCGCCGCCUGCAAGCAGUGUUACCAAGCCGACAGAAGCAUCAGCUACUCAGAGGAGUGCCCGAGCUGUUCCAAAGGCUCCAACUUCUCAACCUGCCAGCAUAAGUUCGGAGAGUGGAGCACCCACUACACCUGCCAAGGCCCCAGUAGAUGCAUCUAAGGCGUUUGCGUUUCAAUUUGGGUCCAUUAGUCCUGGCUUUAUGAACGGGAUGCAGGUUCCUGCUCGAACAAGCUCAGCUCCCCCGAAUUUGGAUGAGCAGAAACGUGACCAGGCACGCCAAGAUACAUUUAGGCCUGCUCCUUCAUUACCGACUCCUGCUCCGAAGCAGCAAUUUCAGAAGAAGGAAGUGAGCGCAACAGAACAAGCUAUCUCUGGGGAGGUUCAUCCGCUUCCCAAGGCCAAAAAGGAGACACAGGUCUCACCUGCACCAUCUGCGAGCCACUCACAGAAGCAUUCUGUUCUUCCAGUUACUAUGACUUCUAUGCAAAUGCAAUAUCUGCAGCCACAGGUCUCUGUGCAGUUUGGUGGCCGAGGCCCACAAAUUCAGUCCCAGGGUGUUCCACCAACUUCUCUUCAGAUGCCAAUUCCAGUGCCAUUGCAGAUGGGCAGUGCUCCUCAAGUGCAACAGCCAGUGUUUAUUCAAGGUAUCCAACAUCAUCCUAUGCAGCCUCAGGGAAUGAUGCGUCAAGGUCAAAACUUGAGUUUUACGACCACAAUGGGUCCUCAGAUGCCUCCUCAGUUAGGCAGCUUAGGAAUGAACAUUGCCUCACAAUAUUCUCAACAACAGGGUGGUAAAUUUGGUGGUCAGCGUAAAACAUCUGUCAAGAUUACUGAUCCAAAGACACAUGAAGAGCUGAGGCUUGAUAAACGGACAGAUCCAUAUCCAGACACUGGACCAUCAGGCCUAAGGUCUCAUCUCAAUGCUCCCCAGUCCCAGCCAAUUCCAUCAUUUACACCUUCACGUCCAAUUAACUAUUAUCCUAGUUCUUACAGUACAAAUAAUUUAUUUUUUCAAACUCCAAGCUCUCUACCAUUAACUGGUGGCCAAAUAGCACCAAAUUCUCAGCCACCACCUAGGUUUAAUUAUCCUGUUAGCCAGGGGCCCCCAAAUGUUCCAUAUACCAAUGCAUCUGCUCUUAAUUCUCUUCCAGCUAGUAAGUCUGGGAUUGCAAUUCACGGUGUUGCCGAACUGCAUAAAUCAGAACAUGCCAGUGAUGCACCUAAUGCAAUCUCCUCAACUCCAUCUGGAGCAGUACAAGUGACCAUUAAACCACCUGUUGGUUCUAUUGGAGAGAAAGUUGUGGAGCCAUCUUUGCCAAAGAUCUCUCCUGUCGAAAAGGGCGGAUCCCACAAAUCCUCAAGGUCAUCUGGGGAAGCUAGCCCGUCUCCUUCUCAAAGAGAUUCAGAGAUUUCAUCAGAAAGCUCUUUACGGCAGGCAAAACCUGUUGGUGAAUCGCUGGUCAAGUCACCUCCAGUGGCAGCGAAACAGCUUGCAGAGGUUUCUGUUGAUGGUGCAGCAUCUACUUUGCCAGCUCAGUCUGUGGAGGCAAUACCAGGUGUAUCCAAUGCUGAAGACCAAAAAAAGGAAGCUCCGAGUAUUCAGAAGAAACCAGGCAAGAAAGGAAAUAUUGAGCCUCAGCAUCAGAUUGGUGGACAGACUACCUUGUCCACAAGCAUGUCUUCUUGCACUGUGGAGCUUGGUGUAUUUUAUGGCAGUGGAGUUUCUGAAACUGCAGAAACUAAUACAGCUCCUUCCCCAUCACCAGCAAACAGUGAAGCUUGGACAAAAUCAAUCAAGGAACCAGUGUCAACAAUUUCUGCUUUGAAUCCUGAUGUUUCUGAAAUGAAGGUUGAGAAUCCUGGAGAUGGUUUUAACACUGUUUCAGCUCAGGGUCUUGUUGCUGGAGUUGCUAAAACCCCACACACCACUCCACAAGCUAUGCUGGAUGGUUCCUCCUCACAGGAAGAACUACAAUGUGAAAUUCCAACUACAGAAGAGAAAGGACAGAAAUCACUGUCUGAAUGUCUUAAACAAGAUUACAGCAUGUCUCCAGCACCAGUUAAUUCAACAUUUGCAGACAUUGUCAAGCAAGAUAAAGAGGUAUCUGAUUUGACAGGGACAUCUGUUGGCAAUGAGGUCCCAGCCUCAGAAACUGCACAGGAGGGUCUGGUGGAACCUGUGACUCGCCACGCAGCAAAUGACAGGGUAUCAGAUAGUGCGGAUGUCUCUGCAUCCAGAAAUUUAGAUUCUGCCGAUGAUAGAAAGCCUUCAGAUGCAUCUUUGAGGCACGGUGAUAGCAUAGGUAAUAAAGAAGCUUCUGUUACAAAAUCAAGUGUAUCAGGUCAGCAGGAAUCUCUUCCAGCACCUGAUCUUUCCGAGGCAACUGCAAAACACAAAGGGCAAUGUGCGGAAAACCCCGGCAGUGGAAUAGUCCCCCAUGCAAUAUCUAGUUCCAAAGAAAAACCCACUGAGCCGACUUUAUCAAAGAGUACCUCUGGUAAAUUUAAGAAGAAGAGAAGAGAAUUUCUUCUGAAAGCAGAUCUUGCUGGGACUACUUCUGAUCUUUAUGGGGCAUAUAAAGGCCCUGAGGAAAAGAAAGAAAAUGUCAUAUCGUCAGAAGUCACAGAAAGCACCAGCCCUAUUCUGAAUCAGACACCUGCUGAUGCCCUGCAGGUUGACUCUGUAGCAAGCGAGAAAAAUAAAGCCGAGCCAGAUGAUUGGGAAGAUGCUGCUGACAUGUCUACACCGAAACUGGAUAGUGAUGGGGAACUAUCAUGUGGAGGAUUGGGACACCAUGAUUCAGAUGGGAAUGCGAAUACAGCCAAAAAAUAUUCGAGAGAUUUCCUCCUUAAAUUUUCUGAGCAAUUUUCUAAACUUCCUGAAGGUUUUGUAAUUACAUCUGAUAUAGCAGAGGCUUUGAGUGUCAACGUUUCACAUCCUGCUGAUCUUGAUUCUUACCCCAGUCCUGCAAGAGUUAUGGACAGGUCUAAUAGUGGAUCUCGAAUAGGACGUGGGAGUGGCAUGGUUGAUGAUGGCCGAUGGAGUAAACAGCCUGGUCCAUUUGGUCCAGGAAGGGAUUUGCACUUGGAUAUGGGUUAUGGACCUAAUGCCAGUUUUAGACCUGUUGCAGGAGGCAACCAUGGUGUUCUGAGGAACCCGCGAGCACAGAGUCCUGGACAGUAUGCAGGAGGGAUUUUAUCUGGACCCGUACAAUCAACGGGUCUGCAGGGAGGGAUGCAAAGAGGUGGCUCAGAUGCUGACAAAUGGCAGCGUUCUGUUAGUUCUGUGUAUAAAGGAUUGAUUCCUUCUCCGCAUACUCCAUUACAGAUGAUGCACAAAGCUGAGAGAAAGUAUGAAGUGGGUAAAGUGGCAGAUGAAGAAGCAGCCAAACAAAGACGGUUGAAAGGCAUAUUGAACAAGUUAACUCCUCAGAAUUUCGAGAAGCUUUUUGAGCAAGUAAAAGCUGUUAACAUUGACAAUGCUGUGACACUUAACGGCGUUAUCUCACAGAUCUUUGACAAAGCUUUAAUGGAGCCCACAUUCUGUGAAAUGUAUGCUAAUUUCUGCUUUCAUCUAGCAGCAGAGUUGCCUGAACUCAUUGAAGAUGAUGAAAAGGUGACUUUCAAGAGGUUACUUCUGAACAAGUGCCAGGAGGAAUUUGAGAGAGGGGAGCGAGAGCAAGAGGAAGCUAAUAAAGCUGAUGAAGAGGGUGAGAUUAAAAAGUCUGAUGAGGAAAGAGAAGAACAGAGAAUCAAGGCACGGAGACGAAUGCUUGGUAACAUAAGACUAAUUGGUGAGCUCUAUAAAAAAAGAAUGUUGACUGAAAGAAUAAUGCAUGAGUGCAUCAAAAAGUUGCUGGGCCAAUAUCAGAAUCCCGACGAGGAGGAUGUUGAGUCUCUUUGUAAACUAAUGAGCACUAUUGGAGAGAUGAUUGACCAUCCCAAAGCUAAGGUGCAUAUGGAUGCAUAUUUUGACGUGAUGGCAAAAUUAUCAAACAACAUGAAACUCUCAUCUAGGGUUAGAUUUAUGUUGAAGGAUGCAAUUGAUUUGAGGAAAAACAAAUGGCAGCAGAGGAGGAAGGUUGAAGGGCCGAAAAAGAUCGAGGAAGUGCACAGAGAUGCUGCUCAAGAACGACAGCUGCAAACUAGUAGGCUGGCUCGCAAUCCUGGCAUGAAUUCUUCUCCAAGAAGGGGCCCUAUGGAUUUUGGUCCGAGAGGGUCAACAAUGUUAUCUUCUCCAAAUGCUAAUAUGGGUGGUUUCCGAGGGUUUCCUUCUCAGGUCCGUGGGCAUGGCAACCAGGAUGUUCGGCAUGAGGACAGACAAUCUUACGAGGCUAGGACUGUGUCUGUUCCCUUACCUCAAAGACCUCUUGGUGAUGAUUCGAUUACUUUGGGUCCCCAAGGUGGUCUUGCAAGAGGAAUGUCCACUAGAGGAACACCUGCUAUUACAGUUGCUCCUGUAUCUGAGAUUUCUCCAAGCCCAAGUGACUCGAGAAGAAUGGCAGCUGGUUUGAAUGGUGUUAGUGCCAAUUUAGAACGAUCAAAUUAUAGCCCAAGGGAAGAUCUCAUUCCAAGAUAUUCUCCUGACAGAUUUGCAGUUCCACCUACUCAUGAUCAAAUGAGUGGUCAGGAACGGGAUAUGAAUUAUGUUCACAGGGACCUGAGGAAUCUAGAUCGUGGUUUUGAUAGGCCAUUGGGAUCAUCAUCACUAACAAAUACACAAGGGCCAUCUUUUGCCCAGAGUAUUCCAACAGGAAAGAUAUGGCCUGAAGAACAACUGCGAGAAAUGUCCAUGGUCACAAUAAAAGAAUUUUACAGUGCCAGAGAUGAGAAAGAAGUUGCUCUAUGCAUAAAAGAUUUGAAUUCCCCAAGUUUCCACCCUUCAAUGAUCUCUCUCUGGGUCACAGACUCAUUUGAAAGGAAGGACAUGGAUAGAGAUCUUUUGGCUAAGCUUCUUGCCAGUCUUGCAAGAUCCCAGGAUUGCAUUUUGGAUUCAAAUCAGCUCGUCAAAGGGUUUGAAUCAGUUCUGACUACCUUGGAGGAUGCUGUAACUGAUGCCCCCAAAGCACCAGAAUUUCUUGGACGCAUCUUGGGCAGAGUUGUUGUAGAAAAUGUUGUUCCACUAAAAGAGAUUGGGCGGUUAUUGCAUGAAGGCGGAGAGGAGCCGGGUAGCCUUCUUAAGUUUGGGCUUGCAGGGGACGUUCUUGGAAGUGUUUUGGAGAUGAUCAAAGCAGAGAACGGACAAGGUGUCUUAAAUGAGAUUCGCAACGCCUCCAAUUUGCGUUUCGAAGAUUUCCGGCCUCCACAUCCUAACAGGUCAAGGAUACUGGAGAAGUUUAUUUAGAUAGCGAUGCUCAUUGUAUCUUUUUAGGAAAAAAAAGAUUAAAAAAAAACAUGUCUAGUGCUUCUAGGUUACUUGUCAAUUUUCAUAAAUAUUUUUCCAUGUGGGUGGGGUGGGAGAUUUAUAUAUGGGAUUUCCUUCGACGAGUUCUAAUAUUAUUCAAAUAUUCACCUUGAAUAUGAAAGGUUCAAUUGAGCGUCUGAAUUUUUAUGCCUUGAUUCUUUGGCAGGCAUCUAUUUUGUGCUUGUUACAUGGUUCUUGCCAUGCUUUCCA